AUGGAGGAUGAAGAUAAUGGUAAUAAUAACGCUUCACCAGCAGAAAACAACGAAGAUAGUAGUAGUCGUCACUCGUCGAUUCAUCCAGCACUAGCUCUCAAUACAUCAAACCCUUUAACACAACAUCAUUCCAUUCUCAAGGAUAAUCGAAGAAGAGGUCGAUCCACAGAUACGGCUAACAAUAGUGCCGCAUCACCGGGCACUUCACCACAACACAGAGUCUCGUUCGAUAACACUUUCACCUCUGGUUUACCGUCGUCAGCAACAAUUCGAAGUACAUCGAACAGACUGGCUGCCAUCACUGACUUGGACAUUCAAAAAGCCUUGCAAUCGGUGUUGAAACAGCGCAGAACAUCUCUACCGGUCAACUCAAAUGCGUUGCUCAGCAACAGAUCCGCUGUUUGUUUCAUUUUCAUUUAUUAUUCAUCCCAUGUUCAUGUUCAGAUUCAAAGCAAUAUCUCUGAAGCUCGGGGUUUGGUUGUUGAUAUGUUAGCAAAUCGAGACCUUCCACCCGCAGUCAAAUCAUGUCUUCGUGUUGUUGCCACAUUACUUAAUCCUCAACCGCCAGCUGUGAGCAUCCCAUCAUCCGAAAUCGUUUUGCCGUUGGUGGUCGAGAAUCCUCUGUCGGGUGAACAACUAGUGGUUUCAACAGUAAGUUUUUUCGAAGAAUAUCCUAAUAAAACUGUGCCAUCGACAAGUCAUCAUGACGAUUUGACCAUAUAUACGAGCCUCUUUAAAAAACGUUUUGCUCGUGUGUUCGGUUAUGAGACGAAGUAUGCAAGACGUUGUCUGCAGACUUGUCUUGAUACAAAUAGUGAUCGAUCUCAGGCAUCUAAACCACGCGUAUCGAAUAUCACUUUCUCGACAGUAACAAGUGCUACUGGACUACCGACGAUAGCUGCUGAACCGUCAAGGCCUCGAUCGAGUAGUUAUUGGAAACCACCUGAACGUGAACGUGAUGAAGCAGCAGCGAGUGGUGCAUUGCAGAGUCCACCCGCAUCACCCUCUUCCAGCAGUCAAACAUCAACCUCUCAUCAAGCACAUACUUAUAAUGGUUUGUAUUCAUUUGUUAAACACCUCACAUCAGUGGCACACUUGAGAUGGCAAAGCAUCGUGCCCGUUUGUAAUUUCAGGUCAGAUAGUGAAAUAAGUGACGAUUUGGUACAAACAGUGGAUGGUAUUCAAUAUAAUACGAAGGAGUUGCAGUCGGAUAGAUUAUUAAGUCGAAUAUCUGAAUGGGCAUUCCCGAUCUUUGACUUGGCUCACUCUCAUCCACAGACUACGCUUAGUAGGUUAGCAUAUGCAAUAUUCAAGGAAGCAAAUUUGUUUCGUAUAUUCAAACUGUCCACAUCGAAAUUCUUCAAUUUCUUUCACGCUCUCGAGCGUGGAUAUUGGGAUAUUCCUUCCGACGUACUUCACGGAUGUUUCUAUCUUACCGUUCAUCCAGUCAAAGCUUCCUUCUCAACACCCGAUUCACCGUGUACCACCGCUUCGAUACCUAUCGCUCACAGUAUGAGCACUUUAGAGGUGAUGGCCCUAUAUACAGCAGCAGCGAUGCACGAUUAUGAUCAUCCCGGUCGAACAAAUGCUUUUUUGGUAGCGGCCGAAGAUAAAAAGGCAAUAUUGUAUAACGAUCGCUCUGUGCUUGAGAAUCAUCAUGCUGCUGAGUCGUGGCGUUUGUUGUGUAGAUCUGAGAAUUGCUUCAUUGAUACUCUGGACGCGGCUGAAACGAAACGAUUUAGAUACUUGGUAUUGGAGUAUAUACUAGCAACUGAUCUCAAGCAACACUUCGACAUAAUAAUGCAGUUUAACGAGAAAUCAGCUGAUAUGGAUCUGAAUAAUGAAGCGGAUCGUGUGCUCAUUUCGGAGAUGAUUAUAAAAUUCGCUGAUAUCAAUAGUCCUUCAAAGCCAUAUCGCUUGCACAAACAGUGGACGAAACGAAUUUGUGAUGAGUUCUAUGAGCAGGGCGAUGAGGAGAAGCGACGUGGAAUGGCGGUGUCUCCGUACAUGGAUCGGAACGAUCCUUCAGUAGCGAAACUGCAAGAUUCGUUCAUAGCACACAUCGUGAGUCCACUGGCAGUGGCGUUGAAUGAAGUCGGUCUGUUGCCCGUAUUGCCUGGAUUAGAGGAAGCCGAGCUAAUAAUCAACCUGAAACACAACCAUCAGAAGUGGUUAUCUGCUAUCGAAGCACAGAACAAUGAUAGCGAUACAAACACCGAUAAAACAUCCAAUCAACUCAAAAUGAUGAACAAUUCUAUUAAUAGUUCCAAUUCCUUCGCAAAUGCUUGCAACCAGUCUGAUGUUAUUGAAGAAGAGGUGCGUCUUUCAGAGAGCAUUUUACAGCAUUUGUAA
Molecule: messenger RNA, 2352 nt
Organism: Anisakis simplex (herring worm)
Lineage: Eukaryota; Metazoa; Nematoda; Chromadorea; Rhabditida; Anisakidae
Source: the annotation of a GenBank genome assembly